Exserohilum turcica Et28A is the source of this 1062-nucleotide messenger RNA. RefSeq lists its product as uncharacterized. Lineage: Eukaryota; Fungi; Ascomycota; Dothideomycetes; Pleosporales; Pleosporaceae. The record is from RefSeq and is a predicted model, not a curated record. Bases 1 to 936 code for a protein of 311 amino acids. The transcript is spliced from 2 exons. Gene Ontology annotation, molecular function: dioxygenase activity.
AUGGCUGAAGAAGCAGCCAUUGCAGUCAUCUCCUUCGACAAGUUUAUCAACGGCAGCGAAGCAGAGAAAUGCUCUGUUGCUAAGCAAAUCUACGAUAGUUUUUCCACUGUCGGGUGGGUGUAUCUAAAAGAUCACGGUAUACCACAAGAGCGAGUUGAUGGGAUAUUCAGGCUUGCCAAAUCCUUCUUCGAUCUCCCUUUGGAGAAGAAAUACACCUGGCGCCUCAGCGAUGCAGAGAUAAAUCAAGGCUAUACUGGCGAUGGCGACGAAGCAAACGGAGGGAUAGACCACAAAGAAUGUUACGAGCACCGCCGCUUCAGAAAUCCUUGCUGUCCCACAGAUGACGAUCUUCCUGGGUUUGGCAAGACGUUAGACGAAUUCUACGGACAAUGCUACAACCUUGGCAUGAAUGUACUGAGGUGUCUUGCAAUGGCCAUGGAUCUCGGAGACGACUUCUUCGACCACAUUACCAAGCGAGCGGAUCCGCAGCUCCGUCUUUUGCGGUACCCAUGUAUUGAGAAAAAGAUCAUUGAACAAGCAGGACAUGCACGCAUCAUUCCACACACCGACUUUGGCCUCUGCACCCUGUUGUUCCAAGACAGCGUCGGCGGCCUCGAAGUCGACCCUUUCCACACAGGCGAUUUCAAGGCUGCUGUGCCCGUUCCAGGCACUGUACUCAUAAACAUUGCCGAUCUGCUUCAGCGGCUAACCAAUGAUCGUUGCCGAAGCACCAUGCAUCGCGUUGUCAGCCCAAAAGUAUCAGGGGACGUGCUUCCAGAGAGGUUCUCGAUACCCUUCUUCAUUCAUCCGGACCCAGAGGUGCUGAUCGAUCCGAUACUGAAGGAGAAGGGUGAGGUGAAGCGAUACGAGCCGGUCAACGCGGGAGAAUGGCGGAUAUGGAACACAAGGAAGAAUUAUCAGACGCUGACUACGUAGAUGUUUUUCAUUUAACACCGCUGUGAUUCUUGUCAAGACGUCUGCACUUGGACUGGCACAGACAGCCGAAGGGCGCAUGUUCGACUCUGUGAGACGUAUCGGAUUGGGUCGCCCUGUCAGUCGCAC